AGACAGUGGGCGGGGCCGGCGCGCGCCGCCGGCGGGUUCGUGCCCGCGCGCCGCCGCCGCCGCCGUCUCGGUCUCCGCAGUGAGGUCACGGGUGGGCGGCGCGAGCGCGGCGCCUGUUCCGCUCCCCGCGGCCGCCCGAGCCCCCGCGGCGCCGGGUUAUCAGGAAGGACUGGCAGAACUCUGCUAUAGCACAUGAAUUCAGCCCAUGGCCUGGAUCUCACCUCUACUACUAAUAACUCAGGCUGGGAAAAUUCUGACACACGCCAGUGACAUCUGGGCGAAAGGUGACUCUCUAGGGACGUUUAGCUUUUGCUGUCGAUCUGGAUCAGCCUUUAGUUUGAGGAUUUAUUUGUGAACUGCCGUAGUAACUCUUAUGGUGGUGGUGAAAUCAUAAAGCUGGCAGCACAAUAAAGCAAGCCCUUAAGAUUGUGUUUGGUCUCUGGGAGCUGAAAGUGCUGAAUAAAAUUUUCGCACAACUUAAAACUGCGUUUUGGAUUGGCUGCGUUAAGAUUGACGUUCUUCAAGCUGAGCCCAUUUUUCUAUUUUAAUAUUUAAAUAGAGACUUGUUUGAAAAGACAGUAUAUUUUUUAAAGGAAAACAAUGAUCAAGGAUGGACAUGUAUCAGCACAUCAUUUUUUACUAAAUUGCUGUACAAGACUACUGUGUAAAAUAGGGGGCAGGGUGUGAAGAAAAGCCUUUUGUAUAAAUAUUGCAGUGGGUUUUUUAUAUUAGAAAAUUGAACAAAUAACUAAAAAAGUUGUAUAACCUCUCCAUUAAUGAUUUUAUGGUAUUACAUGCAAAAUGGGUUACAGUUUUUACUGUUGGAGGCUGAAGAAGUAACAUUUUACUGAAAGGAUUGUGAAACUUGUUGUACCUGAGGUAAUCCAAGAUCACUUGAAACUAUUUUUUAUAUGAACAAUCAGGAAAAUGCACAUUUAAGACUAACUUAAUUAAAGUUCUGGUGUUUAGCAAUGGAAAGCCCACAGAUAAACUUCCCUCUAGGUCUGGUUUCAGACCAGAAAAGGAGCAGGAUCCAAGAGGAUGGGAGUCCUCCACUGAAAAAAGCAAUGACAGAAAUGCAUGUAAAUAACAAAGUGCAGGUUGUAAUAAAUAAAUUGCCAACAAUAAAGAAGGAAAACUUGGAUGACUAUGACGAAACUCCUGUGGAGGCUGAUGGGGAAUCUGCCAAGCCAAACAGUGCUUCACUAUCUGAGCCUUUGAGUUUAAAUCCAGGUUUGAAACACACAUUGGCACAGUUCCACCUGAGCAGCCAGAGUUCUCUGGGUGGACCGGCAGCUUUUUCAGCUCGUUAUUCCCAGGAGACCAUGUCACCCACCGUCUUCCUGCCUCUUCCAUCGCCACAAGUACUCUCCGGCCCGCUGCUCAUCCCUCCGGACAGCUCCACGGAGCUCACCCAGACUCUGCUGGAGGGGGAAUCCAUCUCUUGUUUUAAAGUUGGGGGAGAAAAAAGACUUUGCCUUCCUCAAGUGUUGAACUCGGUUCUCCGAGACUUCUCACUGCAGCAGAUCAACACGGUGUGUGAUGAACUCUACAUUUACUGCUCACGGUGCACUUCCGACCAGCUCCAUAUCCUGAAGGUUUUGGGAAUUCUUCCGUUCAACGCUCCGUCCUGUGGGCUCAUUACGCUGACGGAUGCUCAGAGACUAUGCAAUGCUUUACUGCGCCCCCGCACUUUUCCCCAAAACGGCAGUUUUCUCCCCUGUAAGAACACCUUGGCCCAGCUGAAAGAGACUGGCAGUGCCUUUGAAGUAGAGCAUGAAUGCCUGGGCAAGUGCCAGGGGCUGUUUGCACCUCAGUUCUACCUUGCGCCGGACGACCCGUGUAUCCAGUGUCUGGAGUGCUACGGGAUGUUCUCGCCCCAGACGUUCGUGAUGCAUUCGCACAGAUCCCCGGACAAGAGGACCUGCCACUGGGGGUUUGAGUCGGCCAAGUGGCACUGCUACCUGCACAUUAACCAAAAAUACCUGGGAACGUCGGAGGAGCGGGAGCUGAAGCAUCUCUUGGAGGAAAUGAAGGAGAAAUUCAGUGAGAAAAAUCAGAAAAGGACGCGGUCCAAAGCAGAGCCACAGCAGAACCUUGAAUUAUCGCAGUGGUAUCCAGUUAUAAAGCAAGAAGCAGAAACUGAUCCUCAACCACCCUCCUUUUUCCAUCCCAGUUACUACCUGUAUAUGUGUGAUAAAGUGGUUGCCCCGAAUGUAUCUCUUGCAUCACAAUAUAAGGAUGUUGCAAAAACAACAGUCAAAGCUUCAGAAGUAAUUAAAUCCUCACCUGGGCAGUCGGAGAAGAAGCUCAGCAGUGGAAAGCACAAAAAGGCUGCCUCCUAUCCAGAGGUUUCUCUUGAAGAACAGGAAAAAAUUGACUUGAAAAGUGGUGUGGAGCAGCAUAAACGUUUAGAUCCACCUGUGGUGCCGACUCGUCCUGCGAGAGGUGGGAAAUCCGAACGCGUCUCUUCCAAACUCACCAGAGACUCUGCCCGUGCCGAAGGGGGGGGUGAUGCACGGACCUUGUCCCCCACGCUCAUGAAGGACAUCAGUUGUGAAGAUGACAAGGGAAAGAUCAUGGAAGAAGUGAUGAAAACCUACAUCAAACAGCAGGAAAAGCUGAACACCAUUUUGCGGAGGAAGCAGCAGCUCCAAAUGGAAGUGGAAAUGUUAAGUAACUCUAAAGCUAUGAAGGAACUGACUGAAGAGCAGCAGAAUUUACAGAAAGAACUCGAGUGUUUGCAAGCAGAUCAUGCUCAAAGAAUGGAAGAGUUUUAUUUUGAGCAGAGAGACUUGGAGAAGAAACUGGACCAAGUGAUGAAGCAAAAGUGUAGCUGUGACUCCAAUCUGGAAAAAGACAAAGAAGCUGAAUAUGCAGCACAGCUGGCAGAACUGAGACAGAGGUUGGAUCAUGCAGAGGCAGAUAGACAAGAGCUUCAGGAUGAACUGAGACAGGAACGAGAGGCACGGGAGAAGUUAGAGAUGAUGAUAAAGGAAUUGAAGCUACAGAUCCUGAAGUCUUCAAAAAAUGGGAAAGGAAAAUAGAAAUCGGAAGAGGAAGCACGACUGCCUCCUUCAAACAGGGUGUUUUGGUUUUUAAUGAGUUGUGAACAAUUUCUGUGUGCUGAGAAAAAGUGUUCUCUACAGGUUUCUGUUUCCCAGACAGGUCCAGAUGAAGAUAUACAUAGAUAUAAAUAACUAGAGAUAGAUAGACAUUUUUAGAUUUUCCUAACCAAUGAAAAUCUGCAUUAAUUUGUACUGGUGUUUUUCUCAAACAAUGAAAAAUAUGAAACCCUUGGUUUAGAGUGACCAGUUUCUGUCUAUUUCUAACACAGUCUUAAGGACUCCACACCUUUUAACACUGUCUGUUAAAACAUAUGUGGGUAUCUUUAUUUUGCUAUCAGUUGCACAUCCAGUUAUACAAGUACAUUAAGAACAUUCUGAAUUCUUCAAAGUCAAAAAUAGUUUGGGUUUCAGUGAGAAUUAAAUGUUCUUGAACUGAGGAAAGUAAAGGCAGCUUUUCAUCUGUUAGGUAAUGCUCAGAAUUGCCUCAAUGACUGAUGACUGAGCCUCAAAAGUGAUUUACCAGCAUGAGUUUUCCCUAUAAUUUCAUUGUGUGAAGUCAGGCUGAUCUUUUCAGUAUUGUCUAUUUAACAGCUCGUUAUCAAUCUAAAGAGUGCUUGAGCCAGCAUUUACCUGCUGUGCUGGAAGAAGAAAACAUUGGGAUUUUUUUAAUUAAUUAAAAAAUUUAUAAUUACAAUGGAAUCUUUGGAAGUUAAAAAUUCACAAGUUUUCUUCUGUUUUCUUCUAUGUAGUAGGUGUGAAAGAAACAUUAAUAAAAGGCUUAAAGGUGGGGCUAUUUCUUCUAGAAACUGAGAAAGCUUGACUUAACUGUUUUCAAGAUUCUAAUGCUUUCAAGAAAAAUAUUUAUUAAGGAAUAUGUAUUAAUUUCUUUAGCACCCUAAGCCUCCACACUUUGAGCUUCUUGCCGACUUGUGGGUUUUUCUUUCAUUGCAUAGAACAGGCCUUAACUGACAUUGUGAUCAUAGCUUAAAAAAUAAAAUUCUGAGGUAUGGCACUUUGAAAAAUCAUUUUGAUAGUCUCUGUAUUUGACUGGCAUGGUAGGGUUACCAUGAGUUAAGAAAUACAGCAUGUUUGUUAAGCUAUAACGUUGGGAAAUGUGUAAUUGUACAGAAUUACUGUUUUAUGUAUAUAUAAUGUUUGAGUACUUCUGAAGUCUGGUUCCUGGUGGAUUAAAUGCAUGGCUACAGAGUUGGAUGAAGAAAUACUUUAUUUGCACUUCUCUCCAAAACGUUGGAUACAGCUGGCAGAUGUCAGCUGAUCAUGUCAGUGAUAGGAAUAUUUUCGUAAUUCUAGUAUUUCACUACAUAUUUUAACUUGUGCUUUAGCUUCUUUUUUUAAGGUACUUAGGUUUAAUAUCCUCUUAAUAAUUCAGUUAAUUUUGGAUGAAGCCACUAGUAAAAGCCUACGUCGAUUAAUUUUUUUCCCUGAACUUGUAAAACUGAAAACUUUUGAGCUCUUUUUUGUUUCUAUUUUAGUGGUAUAACAAGACUGAAUAUCACAGAGAAAGAUGAAAUUGCACAUAUCUUUAAAUUGGAUGAGAAAUGAGGUGGUAAAUUAAAUGUCAUGGAGUCAUAGGAUGAUUUUUUUAUAACUAUGUACAAUUUUGUUUAUGAACUCUGUUUCAUAGUUACACUGACAAUUAAAGCAGGAUAGAUGAAAAAUUAUCAGUUUUCUUUGUCAGUGUCGAUCAGAAUCAUAGAAUGGUUUGGAUUGGAAGGGGCCUUAAAGAUGAUCUUGAACCACCCCCCUGCCAGAAAAGAAAACCCAGAUUAUAUUUUCCCCUUCUUCAACUCCAUCUCCAAAUUCUUACAUUAAAAAAAAUAAAAAUAAAAAAGAAAAGGCCUGUCUUUGCAGCGUGGUUUGGAGGGGAAGGUGCUGACUAAAUAGUUCUGGCUGUGUAUGCAGCACUUGUUUUAAAAACACCGUAAAUGUUUUAUUGUACCAACCACCAAACCCAGGGAUGGCAGGAGAGGAGGCAGGAAUAUUGAUAAAAGUGUGAUGAUUAGGGAAUGGAGCAAGUUGCCCAACUUGCUUGGCAGAUCCUGUGUUGGAUUAGCUGGAUGGGCAAGGGAAAAAGGUGUUAUUAAAGGAUGGAGAGGUGCAUUUCUAGUUGCUUUUCAGUGUCAGUGUUUGGACCCAGACUUGCUGGGUUGUCAGUGUAGAUAAAUAAGGCCACCAGCUCGUUUAAUACAGCUGCAGUGACUAAUUCACACAGUAUUUAUAGCUUAGCUGUUGAAUGUAUGGAAUCCUCCUGGGAUUAUUAUAUUAGAACACUGUAUAUUCCGUUUCCAUGCAGGUCUUGUCUUUGUUUUGUGACUUCUGCUCAAAUCUCCCCUUUUGCCAGCAGUUGAUGUUCAGCAGCACUUGGUGGACUGCUGGAGGCUCUUAAAAUGCUGGUGCCUGUCCUUUGUUCUAAUAUUUUCACUGUUGCAAGAAUUCCAGCAGCUGUAGGAUGUUUUACCAAUUCCAACUGCAGAUGAGGCCUCCUGAUCGUUUUCAAACAUCUGGCUGAUAAAGCUAACGGGACGUUUCUUAAAAUGACUUUAAAAGUAGCUUUGUAAAUAUUCCAUUUAGUUAACCUAAAGUUAGAAUGCAUUUUAAAUUAUUGUAAUCCUCUUAAAAUUCUUAAAUACUACUUCCAGGCUCUUGGCAUAACAUAAUUUUCAUACGCGUAGACUUAAUUUUAUACUGAUUUUCAGUAAUAAUGUAUACAUAAAUGUGCCAUAGCCUUUUGUGUGUUCACAGUCUUCGAAAGAUAGUUUUUUAGUAAAUUGUAAAUAGUACUGUAUAAGUUCUAGAACAAAUAUAUGUUGACUUUUUUUUUUUUUUUUGCCCCUACCUUAUGCUAGUUCUAUUGAAUGGUUUAUUUUGCAGCCUGAUUUAGGAACUUGGAAUGCACACUUGAGGGCACUCACUUAAGUGCACACUUAAUGGUAGAAACUAAUUCUGUCAUCAGAUCCUUGCUUUUAGUCAUAGCAUGCUCAUUUUAUGUAUUGUUAUUUGUUUUUCCUUCAGCUGUUGCUUGCUGGUCUUUCGGGCAGGAAGUCAUGUUCCCAGAUACUUGUGACAUGAAGCCUGUAGGAAAAAAAAAAUCCUAAAAUUGCCCCUAAUUUGAAAGUUGGAUUAUUAAACACCUAGGGCAAGAUUGAAGUUGCCUAGUGCACCUUUUGGAACAAAGUAAGUAGGAUUCAAGGUGAAUACCUAGUUUGCUCCUAUACCUUUUUAAAAGAGAACUUUCACGUGCUUUGUGUAUUUUAAUCAACAAAAUAUAAGAGCUUAGAGAGUAAAACUCUUGUAAUUUUGGCAGUCUAGAAACACCCUCACUCACAGUAUAACCAGGUAUCCCUCAACGAAAGAGAUUUGUAUCUAAAUCUCCAGAUUUAAGUCCGUGUUUUAGGUUUUUAUGAAGCAUAUCCUUCAGUUUGAGCAUUUAGAUGAAUGUAGUUAUGUUUCACCUUCUUAAACUAAUUUUAUUCUAUAUUUAAUAUAUUGAUAGCUUAGGUGUAAAACCAUUUGUACAUAGUAAAGGCAUAAUGCAAUUAGUGAAGUAGGAAAAGUUGGGUGGGAGCAUAAAGCUACUGGUGGCCUGGAAAAAAAAUAAGUCUUGGCCCGUAUUUUAGAAGUCACAAUGUUUUAUUCAUACAUCUUGUUUUAUAUUGGGGAGGGGAUAGCUAGAAUGUGUUAUGAAAUUUUUGGAAACCUUUCCUAGCAUUAGUCAGGAGGUUGGCCUUGCAGUGCUGUCAUGGUCAGCUACCUAGAAUUCACUUGUUUGUAGAGUAUAUAUUUUGAUUGUCGGUAAAGAUAACAACUUUGUAUUUUUUCUGCACUUAAUUUGUGUAAUUAAUCCACACAACAGAGUUUUCUAUAACAUGGUGAAGUCGACAAAAGACGUAAUUUCUCCUACCUGUUAAUCUGUGCUUGCAAUAUUUCAGUAAUUUUAUUUAAGCCAUCAAUAGGAAGCAGCAGAAAGCUGCAAAUUUCAAUAUUUUUUUUUUGCUCAUUACAUUUGUAGUGUGCGUGUUCAUCAGUUUUCUUUACAGAAAGCUUGUAGAAUUUUCUAUUUGCUGCAUAUAUCUAUUUAAAAAAAAUGCAGUCAUUUUUUAGCUUUUGUGAAAGCAGUUAUUGCUUACAAAUUGCACGAUGAUUUUCUAGUGUGUCUCCAUUACUUAGCAAAUUGUUUUUUUCAGGGUUAGUGGUUCAGUUGGAAAACGCUUGAAAAACGAGUUUUAAGCACUUCAUCAAGCACAGCAAACACGGUAUAAAACUUUGCUAUUUGAAAAUGGAUUAAAUGUAACAAUACCAAUUGAAUUUUUUUUUUUUCUUCUAAGAGAUACCUCACUUAAAGGAAAGCACAGCUGUACUGUAUUUAAACUAAUUCUAGGAAAUAAUAAAAAAGUUGGUCUGAAAUAUUUCGUUGCCAUCAACGUUGCUUUCUGUGAUUGACAAAACGUUUUUGUGUUUUCAUCCUCGCUCUCCAAAGUAUUUUUUGCUGUUGACAUGCCAGUAUAAUUCUCUCAAAUGACAGAAAGUAGCUGCAAAACAACCGAGUCCGUGUGAGCUCGAGGCAACAGGUUGAAUGACUAUUCUGAAACCAUAGGAAAAACGAUCCGUGCAUUCAACAAUUUUUAAUACUUUGCCAAUGAUGUACAGUCUUAUUGUCAGCGUUGCUGUGGUUGCAUUACAUGACACACAGAACUGUCCUCUACCUCACGUGAGAUUUAACAGAUAUUUUAUAUGGUUUUAGUAAACAAGAUGCAUCUAUCUGGUCACUUAGUUUACAAAUUUUGAAUUAUAUUUAUUGAAACAUGACAUACUGUGCUCUUAGCUUAUACCUCAAUUGUAUUUUGUGCUGUUAUCCAUUUCCAUGCCUUGUAAAUACCUGUAUAGAUCGUGGAUUCAAAAGCAAAUAAAGAACUGUAAUGUCAGA
Messenger RNA from Pseudopipra pipra, 8013 nucleotides. RefSeq names its product SKI like proto-oncogene (gene SKIL). The transcript has 7 exons. Gene Ontology annotation, molecular function: RNA polymerase II cis-regulatory region sequence-specific DNA binding; DNA-binding transcription factor activity, RNA polymerase II-specific; SMAD binding. The record is from RefSeq and is a predicted model, not a curated record. Gene Ontology annotation, biological process: negative regulation of BMP signaling pathway; negative regulation of transcription by RNA polymerase II. NCBI's taxonomy places the organism in Eukaryota, Metazoa, Chordata, Aves, Passeriformes, Pipridae. Gene Ontology annotation, cellular component: nucleus. Bases 972 to 3047 code for a protein of 691 amino acids.